Molecule: messenger RNA, 1626 nt
Organism: Colletotrichum navitas
Lineage: Eukaryota; Fungi; Ascomycota; Sordariomycetes; Glomerellales; Glomerellaceae
Exons: 1
Coding region: 121-1626 (501 amino acids)
Source: RefSeq, a predicted model, not a curated record
CCGAGCAUGGAAAAACCAUGAUGCACGCGACUCCUAGGCAGACAGAGAUCACUAGAGCUCAUCAUCGGCAUUCCAUUUAUUGUAAAAAAAACCGCCAGCUUACGACUCAAGGACGUCCCAAUGGACAACGAAGACAAUCUUGAUCCCUUUGAAAAGAUAGUAGCCCGCAAUCAGCGGGAGAUCGACUCCUUGCCCCCAUGGCUGCGGAGGAUCUAUUACGACGCGGCCGUCCUUGCCUCCGCGCUGAUCAUCAUCGGCGUCUUCGAGUGCUUCUUCUUCCGCAAUGUGCUCCUCAGGGCGCUGUUCUUUGCCUGGCAGGGGAAGCGCUUGGAGAGCCGCUGGCUGCUCGGGACCCUCGCCUUGACGCUGUUCGCAGAGCGCGACGUCGGCAUCAAGCUCGGCCUCGCCGCCCUGCAAUCGAGCGCCGAUUUCGCCGUCGAGCUGGCGCUCGCGUUGCUCGUCUUCCCGCUGCACUUCUGGCGGUCGCCGGGGCAGGCGGUACCGGACCCGCGCUACGUUGCCGCCUGGGGCGCUCUUUCAUCCGUCGCUUCGCUCGUCAUCGGCGCCCUGGACGACUACCGCGGCAUGUCCUGGUGGCACACGCUCGCACGGGUGAACCCUGCGUUUCUCUGCAGGUCGGCCGAGCCGUUCUCGCUGUACACGACUUGCAGCCACUACGCGACCCUGAUUUUCCUCUUUGGCAGGUUUAACGCCACGUUUCUCGAACAUCUGAACCAAGCUGAGGACGACGGCGAUGAAGCCCCCGAAGCGGAGCUUACAGCCCGCAGAAUCUGGACGUACCGAGCCCGCUUCCUCUUGUGGGCGCUUCUGGCGCGGUUGUCGGCCAUCAUUGCAUUCGAGCUGGUCUCUGACGCGUCGGGCUCUCUUCAAUGCUGGUACAGCCAGGCUGGAAUGAAGUUCCUGGACUGGCUUCCUCACAAACUCCGUCGCUUACCGUUCACGGUUUGUGUUUUGGGUGUUCAUUAUUUGUUCCGAUACCGGUCCAUCAGCUGGGUGAUCGACCUCAUGGACGUGUUGGUCAAUCCGGAAAACCACCAAGAUGACGAAGACGGCGAAGAGGAUUGGGAUUGGGACGAUGAGGAUUUAAACGAUGCUGACUUGGAUGAUGUCGAUUUAAACGAUGCCGAUUUGGAUGAUAUCGACUUGGAGCAGGAGGACGAGGACGGAAAUGAGCACGACGAGAAUAGCGAGGGUCCUACGGAUGGUACAGACAGUACAGAUAGCGAGGCGACACCGGACGAAACGGAUGCCGGCGACGAAGACGAAGACGUGCCCGACUACGUGUACAUCCACAAAGACGACCGCGGGUACGUCUUCGAGCUCAAGGACGGCGACAGGUUCGAGCGCGAGGCGACCUACACGUACGACGGCGAGCAAGACUACAGGUACCGCUACGUCGACGCGUUCGAGAAGGUCUCGGUCCGCUCGCGCGCGACCGACCGCGGGUAUCGGGUGUCGUACAGGUACGCGCGCAGGGACGCGGCGGGGGACGAGGUUCGUGAUCGGGCCCAUUCUGCUGGCGAGCGGGAGGACUGUUGGAAUGUCUUUGCCAGCUCUGCAGAGAGUUCUGAGAUUCUGGAGGACCGCCCGGGCCAAGGCGAGUAA